CAGCUGGAAAACUAGCUAGAGAACCAGAUCGUCCAACUCAUAUAUGUACUUCCAUUCUGCAAAACCCUUCUUCCAAUUCAUCCAAAACAGUACCAUUUUUCCCACGUGUAUUGCUUAGCGUUCAGCAACCUCUGUCUAGUCUGAUAAAUCAAACAAUAAUACAACCUACUGCUCUCACCACUGCAUCUGGUGCCAAUACGCCUCUACCACAUGCUUCUAGUUUACAUAUGUCGGCUACAUCAGUUUCAUCUCCCAUUAAUUCUACCAAUCAGUUCUUCCCUUUGAUAUUGGCUGCCGCAUCUACAUUGCCUCCGUCAACAUCAAGUGCACCGACACCACUACAACUUCACUUGGGGAACUAUUCAGGAAGCUCUAGUGUUGCAUCAGCAUCAAGUCAAAGUAUCUUUUUACACCCAAGUGUCACAACUACUGCAUCUUGUUUGUCCGUACCGAAUGUUUUAAACAGUCCAUCACGGCUAGGUACAUCUGGUGUUACGACAGCUUCCACCCCACUAGUUGCUUCGUUAAUCAAUAAAAACUGUUCCACAUCGCCGUCAGUAGCUUCUGUUGUCAUAUCUCCACAGGCUCCAAACCAUAUACAACCAACACUUGCUUUAAGAUUCGCAACCCAUACGUCAACCCAAUGUAGCGCUAUGGUUACAACUGCAACAGUGAAUUCAAGUGCCUGCCCACUAGUGUUUGAAACUCCUACAACAAAUGUUACGUUGCCACUCCAGUCUCAAAGAUCACAUUGUGUAACUGCCAUAAAUUUCCCUGCGCCGACUUCUGUAUCUGGAAGUUUGCUCAUGAGUUCUACUCUCUGCUCAACUCCACGCGUACUUAUUCACAAACCUCAAAGCCUUUCAAACCCACCAUCUUUGAUAGAGAAUCCAACAACUUCAAUUACUACUGUAUCUCCCAGUAAGAUGAGUACAUCCGAUUCCAGUUUCACCAAUUUAUCGAAUCCCGCUAUCAUUUUCCAUGAUCAAGUAAAUACACAGUCUCCACAAACAUCAAAAACUAAAUUGGUUAAUUUUACCACACCGCUAUCUGCUACUGUUCGUUUGAUUACACCUCCAUCUACGGUUUGCACGACUACUAAAUCCACAUGCACUGUAUCCACUUCUGGAAAUAGUGCUUUAGCUUUCCCGACAUCCUUAUCUCAGACUGUAGCACUUUCAACUCGGCCAUCUAUAGCAAAUACAGGUAGUGUAUGGUCAGGGUUGACAGUGAAUCCUAAUGUUUCGUUCAUGUCUCCUUCCAGUGGUAAUGUUGUUGCCAUUCAGUCUUCACAAUCCUUGAUUGUUCAAGCUCAAUCUGACUUACCUGUUCAGUCAACUAUAGCAACUUCUUCAUCUUUAAAUCCAAGUUUGAUGAUGUCUCUUCGAAGUUUUUCUGGAAGUUCAUCAAAUACAGGUCCAUCUUUACCCUUGAGUGCAGCUAAUCAUACAGUGCUGGCCUUCAACUUGGCAAAUUCAAAUGUUCAUAGUACUCCUACAACAUGUACAAGCGUUACAGGAAUGCUUACAAAUCCUGUCCGGCAAAUAAAUUCUUCCAGUCCUGCUUCUCCACUAAUUGUUCGUGCUAGUGGACCUUCAGCAGUUGGAUAUGUACCAAAUACUAGUACGGUUAUGGGUCCUACAUCGCUUUUAAAACCAUUCAACUUAAGCGGAAACACGGGAUUAUCUGCUACCUCGUCCAGCACAUCUGUGGUACCGCAUAUUUUACCGGUCAAUAUUGCUCCAGCCAAAUUAACUCCUUUACAACCAUCAAUAUCUGCUUCAACUUCUUCAAUAUCUCAUACCCGUUCAAAUUUUUCUCAGAAUAACUCUGUUUGCAUUAGUUCUCAUCGCCUCCCGACUUCAUCUAUUUUUUCUCAGCCCAGUCGAAAGAGAGCACGUAAGCAGCAACUCGCUUCAUCUUUCUCAUCUGUAAUGAUUACUCCAGUUUCGGUUGUCUCGUCGACUACAUCAACUGCUGUCAGUAUGAGUAGUCUAGUAAAUCCUUCCAGUUUAAAUUCUGUAGUGUCUGGAUGUCGCAGCGUUUUACCAUCAACACCUACCCUGGUUGCCAUGGCUAAACCAACUAUCCAACCACAUCAGUUUGCACAACCUGUGUACAGUUGUCAAGUGACACAUUCACCACAGAUCUCAGGAAGUUCUACUAAAUCAGGUCCUGUAUCAGUGGAUUCUGUUUAUCGGAAUACAUCAGCAACCAUUUCCGUCAGCUGUGCAACUAACGUCAGUCCAUCCAACAGCGGACUUAUGGGUAUACGUUUAGUGUCGGUACGUUCUACCCCAACUACUUCUGUUCCCAAUAACAGUUCUAUUUUACUAAAUACUACCUGUUUUCAGUCAUCUACUGGGAGUCUUGGGACCCGUGGGAGUACAGGUGAUAAUUCAGUGAUUAUGGUCACAUCUCCAUCACAGAUCGUAUCUUCUGGUGGACACCUUCGUAUCACCAAUUCACAUUGCUCACAGUCUUCGGAUAUUCAUCAAACACAGGCCGCUGCGGUGUAUGUUUUAACCACCUCUGUUUAUCCGAUUCUAAGCACUACUACUGUUACUUCGUCGAACUCUAAUUCAGGAAGUGAGUCAACAUGUUCUGCUUCCAGUAUCAUCAGUCCAGUUGUAGUUUCUGGAUCAACAAACGGUGUUCUUCAGGUACGAUUUAGAUCUCCACAACCAAAUAUUAGUCCUACUGUCAUGGCUGAAAACCAAGAAUCUAAAAGUUUGCAAGUUGUUAAUCAUAAUAUUCUUUCAACUAGCCUACAUUCAAUAUCCGAUGUUUCUAAGUCAGUUUCCGAAGAUUCAAAGUUUAUUAAUCCGACUAGUAAACCACUCCGAUGUGCUUCUGAAUCGAAUCCUCUUUUACAUCACCUAGUUUCAUCCUUGAAACAAUCUCAAAAUGAAUCAACGGCUGAUGCUAGCCAUAUGAAUAAUACAGAUCUGAAGAAGUCUGAUUCAAUUUCAACCCAUUCUGAGUUAUCUCUUUCAAAUUCAUGGUCACAUAAUAACAUAGAUGAUUCAAAACAAAUUAAUGUUGGGAGCUACUUGAAUUCAAAUGAAAAACACACUUGCUUUUAUCCUACUACCAGCAGAGAUAAUUCUGACCUUAACAAUGACUUCACUGAUUGUGAUAGUAAAAUUUUAAACGAAAAACAGUUGACCGUACCUAUUCACAAUAUACCACGUAAGAAAAUUAAAGGUGAACAGGAACCAAAUGAAUGUCAAAAGGCUGAUGAGAUUACCAUUAAAAGUGAUCUUCACAAUAGCAAUAAACUAUCAAAAGCUGGUAUAUUAUGGACUGUAGACCCUGUUGAUGGUCGUGAAUGGAUACUUAAUGGAAGACCUACAAGGCCUUUAAUCAAUCCAAAGUGCGGAUUGUCAAAUAGUAGGUUGAGUGUUCCUUGUCGUUCUAAGAGCUCUCACUUUCUCAGUCUUUCUGAAAUAUGCACAAGACCACAACACAAGUCUGCCAAUCCUGAUGAUUCUUCACGACGUGGUGUGCAGAAUACUCGCCGCAGACGUCGUUCUUUGGUUACUGGCACGAAUAUGUCACACUCCGAAUCUGACAUUCAGAGUAAAGGAGAGAGAGAUAUGAAUAGUUUAAAUUCUAAUUCUGAGUCAAAUGAAGCGAAACGUUUAGUGCAAGAUAUUUUAGCGGUACGCGCUGAGCAAGAAGAUUCUGGUUUUGUUAGAUUUCCUUUGACCACUACAUCAGUGCUGGAUAUUACAGGUUGGCGUGUUCUUCGUUGUGCUGACAAUUUGGAUUUAUUGGCAUACACAGAGUUGCAAACACUAGAAACCAUAAAGAAUAUGGAGACCGAUUUAACUGACCAGCUACAUUGCAUUUCUACUCAGAGUGUUACAUCAUCACUUCUUAGUGUAUCUCAAGGUGUUAGUGAAACAGCAAAAUCUAUAGAGUCUGGAUUAAAAUCAGAUGAAUCCGAGAUGGCUAGUCAGUUUAAUGUAGCUAUUGAAUUGAUCAAAGGGAUUUCUCAACGUAAAAAAUACCUAUUGGACUCUAUUCAGAGGAUAAGUUCGGUCACCAAAAAUUUAGUACAUCAUUUCAGUCCUGGAAUUCAUAAUCUAAUUGAAGAGCUAGAAGAUAGUCCCAACAGCUCUAGUAAAUCAUUGUCUCCAUCAUCAUCGAAAACCAAUUUGGAUUCCAACACUUUAUCUACUCCAAUUACCUUACGAAGAUACUCACGAAGGUAUCCGACCCAUAAUCCCAUAGUCCGACAAGUUCGACGUCGAAAUAACGUUGCAAUCACUAGAGGCUCGAAAUCACUAACUUCCCUAAUUAAAAAUUCACCAAACAACUGUCCAGGAACGAGUUCUCAAGGAAAUAUAUGUAAUGGUGGAACCAGUAACUAUUCCGUAAUUCGGUAGUUAUGAAUUUCCAGAUAUAUAUUUCAAACACCAAUAUCCAUUGAUAAAUAAAGUUGUACAGUGUUGUGUAUGUACGUUAUGCACUACCAUGCAGCAUUUUAUAUUUUACA
Schistosoma curassoni is the source of this 4504-nucleotide messenger RNA. NCBI's taxonomy places the organism in Eukaryota, Metazoa, Platyhelminthes, Trematoda, Strigeidida, Schistosomatidae. The record is from the annotation of a GenBank genome assembly.